Melitaea cinxia (Glanville fritillary) is the source of this 7089-nucleotide messenger RNA. RefSeq lists its product as uncharacterized. Gene Ontology annotation, cellular component: cytoplasm. Gene Ontology annotation, biological process: autophagy; response to starvation. The coding region runs from base 214 to 5310 and encodes 1698 amino acids. The record is from RefSeq and is a predicted model, not a curated record. The transcript has 15 exons. Gene Ontology annotation, molecular function: protein binding. NCBI's taxonomy places the organism in Eukaryota, Metazoa, Arthropoda, Insecta, Lepidoptera, Nymphalidae.
UUUCCUUUGUCCUCUAUCCCUAAGCGUUCCUACAAAGAACUACUAGUAUUUUUUAUAAAACUUUUGCAGAGUUUUAUAAAAAGUACUAGUAGUCAAGCCACCUUUCCUUAAGCAUUUGAGUAUAGUAACUCACUAAAACUAUAGUUUUAUUAAUAUUUAAGCCAAGAAAGUAGGAGUUUAUUGAUACAAAGAAGGCAGAAAUCAUUCCACACCAUGUCAGCGGAGUCGCCGCGGCACGCUCGCUCUGGCGGGCCUUUAAUUGUGCCCUCACAGCCUCCGAGCGACCGUAGCAUCAUCGACGCGGUCUCCGGGUUCAUUAAUGACGUUACACUCUCUUCUUCAUCCACUGUUGAUCCAAGGGACGUUAUACAGUGGGCAAGGUUCGAAACAGCAGAUAUAAAUGAACCUACACCUGAAGGAGAUAGUGAUAAUGAUGUACCACCAUUGCUCCUAAUACUUGGCUAUGGUUCCGGGGUGCAAGUUUGGCUCAUAAAUCCUACGGGGGCGGCUCAAGAGGUAUUAUCGUGGAGACAAGGUCAAGUGAGGGUGCUCCGUAUACUGCCCACUCCGCAGCACGGCGACUGCUUCGCUUCGAAGCGUCCCCUCAUUGCAUUAUGUGAUUCUGCGAGCCCUGGACCUCCUUUCUGCUCAUUGAGUUUUAUAUCCAUAAGAGGUGGUGAGCAGGUGAAGAACAUAAAAUUCAAGAAUCCAGUCUUAGACGUGUUAGCGAACAAGCGUUCCUUGGUUGUAUCAUUUUCUGAACGGUUCGCUGUGUUCGACGCGGCCACUUUAGAGGAUCGUCUCGCUAUAACCACCUGUUACCCGUGUCCUUGUCCACUGGGUGGGACUGCUCCUAACAACCCACUGGCACUGGGGGACCGCUGGCUGGCGUAUGCUGAUAAGAAACUUAAUCCUUCCAAACGUAGCAGUGGGGGUUGUGAAAGUGAAGGUGUUACAAGCUACACAGCGACGGUCCUUCACGCCGCAAAAUCUCUUAGUAAAGGCUUACGUGGCCUUGGCGAGAGUGUGGCCCACAGUUUAGCCGGUGGACGCAGUACGUCACAGUCGCCUUCGCCACCAAACGCCGAUCUUCAGCAGCCGGGCGUCGUCACCAUAUUGGACAUUGAGGAUAACGAAGAUGAGGACAAUCAGGACUGCGAAGAUCCUUGCGACCCGAUCGUCGCUCAUUUCAUAGCUCACUCAGAGGCUAUUAUCGCUCUGAAGUUUGAUCCUAGUGGCAUGUUGUUGGUCACAGCGGAUAGGCGUGGACACGAUUUUCACGUAUUCCGUAUUAACCCUCAUCCUUGUGGACCCAGCCUUGCGUCUGUUCACCACUUGUAUAUAUUGCACAGAGGAGAUACAACCGCCAAAGUGCAGGAUAUAGCGAUCUCGGGCGACUCCCGCUGGGCGGCAGUGUCGACGCUGCGCGGCACGACGCACGUGUUCGCGCUCAGCGCGUACGGGGGCGCGUGCGGCGUGCGCACGCACACGGCCCCGCGCGUCGUCAACCGCCUGUCGCGCUUCCACCGCUCCGCCGGCCUGCCCAUACACGCGCAGCCCGCUGCGCACAGCCCCGUGCUGGAUGGUGCGGGUCCCGGUGCCUGGUUUCCUAAUCCUCGGCUGCCGCCCUACCCGCUACCGCACACCACAAUCCCGCUGGCGCAGUUGCGCCCGACGCACCUACCCACGCACACCAUCACACGCACUAGCUCAGGUCGCCAGCGGCUGUCGUCAUUGUCCGAGGAGAGCGGAGCAGCGCCGCUGCUGGCGCGCGCUUGCUUCGGUGUGAGCGGGACCGCCGGCCGCGCCGCCUCCGUGCCGCUGUACCUCGUGGCGGCCAGCGGCACGCUGCUGCACCUGGCGCUGCACCCGCGCCCCGCCCGCAGUGUGCCAAAGGAAAAAGUAUGCGACGAAUCUCCCAUUGAAUUAGAUGUGGAACCGAUAGCGCAGUGGCCGUUACAACGUCCUUCCGCUGCAGCCGAUCUGCUGGCUCCAUUACCCUCUUCGAAUCCUUUACUGCAAGUAGUGAGUUACCGGCGGCGCGCCGACCCCGGCAUGAGCGAGGAGGAGCGCUGGCUGUCGCAGGUGGAGAUCGUGACGCACGCGGGCCCGCACCGCCGCCUGUGGAUGGGCCCGCAGUUCGUCUUCAAGACCUACAACUGCAACGGGUCGAGCUCGUCGCUGUCGGAGGCGGAGGCGGUGGAGGUGGACGCGGGCGCGGCGCUGGGCGCGCGCUCCCCGCCCGUCAACAUGCCCGGCGUGCGGCCCGUCGUGCCCGUGCUCGUCGACUCGGGCUCCGCCAGUUCACUCGAGCACUCUCCUUCCGAUAGUUUCCGCCGCAAAUCUCUCUUGGCGGAGACGGGACGAGCGACGUCCGUGUGCGACGUUCAACUUAAGGAAGAUCUAGCAGAGGCUAUGAAGGAGGAUCACGGUAUGUAUAUGCUUUAUUCGUUUGCGCGCGGGGGGUCUCCGGAGGCGCGGCCGGGGGGCGGCGUGGAGCGCGCCGUGGCGCCGCAGGGCACGCUGGUGGCGCCGCCGCGGGCCGCGCGCGCGCCGCCGCUGGACGCGGACGCGCACACGCGCUGCAACGCGGACGAGGCGGCGUUCCGGCCCGUGCUGCGCGCGCCCGCGCCGCCCCCGCCCGCGCCGCCCCUGCACGCGCGCCCUCUGCCCGCCGCCACCACCAUCCCGGUGCAGACGGUGUCGCCGCGCGACCUGUCGCCCGAGGACGAACCGCUGCCGCUCAAUACGGAUGUCGUCAUCCCCGCGCAGCUGUCCGGCCCCGACUACGAGCAGCACCCGGACCCCUAUUCGGCGCCGGAGCCGAGUAUGUUUAGUUUAGGCGUUAAGGAAUUUGUAAAUAGAGAUCUUGAAAUCGGAGAAAAUGCGAAGCGUGAGAGUGAGUGUGAGCGCGCCUCGACGGCGGUCGAGAUUGAGAGAAUGGAUAGAUCGAAAUCACUGCCAAAAUCGAAUCGACCGUCGGAUGAUAUUCAGCCGGUGGCUCGACCUAGCGUUAAGAGAUCUCCCACCAACAAAUCAGUUAAAGAUAGUGCCGCUAGCGAAAUUAGUAUUAAGAGUAAAAAGUCAAGUAAUUUUAGAUCAGGUGAGAGUGUGUCAGGAGAUGCAGAUAUUAAUAUGCCUAAAAAGGAAAAAGAGCCUCCGAAACUUGACCAAUCUGUAGAAGUAUCAGUAUCGAAAGGUAUUAAAUCGCGUAAAGAUAAUAAAAAUUUAAAAAUAGUAGAUGAACCUAUUAAACCGAAUCCCAUUGCACUUGAGAAAAAUAAGGAACUCAUUGAACCAGACCCGAUUGCUCCCAAAAAAGAAAAGGAAUCUAUUAAACCAGUCACGAUUGCUUCCGAAAAGGAUAACGAACCUAUUAAACCAGUCACGAUUGCUCCCAAAAAGGAUAAGGAACCUAUUAACCCAGCCAUGAUGGUUCCUGAAAAGGAUAAGGAUGUUAUGAAACUAGUUACGAUUGCUCGCGAAAAGGAUAAGGAACCUAUUAAACCAGUCACGAUUGCUCGCGAAAAGGAUAAGGAACCUAUUAAACCAGUCACGAUUGCUCGCGAAAAGGAUAAGGAACCUAUUAAACCAGUCCCGAUUGCUCCCAAAAAGGAUAAAGAACCUAUUAACCCAGCCAUCAUGGCUCCUGAAAUAGAUAAAGAGCCUAUUAAACCAGUCACGAUUGCUCCUGAAAACGAUAAAGAACUUAUUAAACCAGUUACGAUUGCUCCCGAAAAGGAUAAGCCAACGUUUUCAGAAGAACCUAUGACCAACACUAAAGGAUUAUCAAAACCCGCCUUCGAUUCGACGACAAAUGACAUUAAAACAGAGGACCAAGCAUGGGAUCUGCUUUUAAGCGAACCUGAUAAGAUAGAAACUUCAAAUAAAGAUAUACCGCGCUUGUCAAGUGAAGGCAAAAUUGAAGAAGCAAAAGUAAAAUCGAAGAAAAAUCGUAAAACAAAAAAGACUGAUGAACAACAGGUUAAAGAAGGUGAAGACAGUUUUAUUGAGAUACAUGCAAUUGAAGAUAAGCAACAAUUAGUAAGCGAUGAUUUAGUUUCAAUUUCAGUUACCAUGGAAGGCGUUGAUUUCUCGUCUUAUUCAUCUACUAAGGCUAAAAAACAAAGAUCAUCUAAAAGUCGAACGCCUGAAAGGAAAGAUAACAAUGAAGAGAUUGUUAAACUAGCUGAAAAUAGAUAUGAGAAAGAUCCUGACAAGAAUAGCAAGAAAAGGGACACUGAACCCACUGAUGAAGUUAUGACUGAUAUUAAAUUAUUUUCCCAGUCAAUCACUAACAGUAAAGGAAAGGAGACGGGUAAGCAAUCUAAGCGUAGAGAAUUCUUAGUCCCCGAAACCAUACAAACUAAUUUUAUUAAUGAUCCGCAACCAAAUACUUCACUAUCCGAUUUUCCAAAACCAGUUAAAAGCAAAUCACCUUCGCCGAAACUUGAUUUACAUAAAAAAGACAAAUUUGAAAAAGAAGAAAAAGAAGUCUACGUCAUAAAUACAACUGAAGAUGAUUUUCCAGAAAUACAAAUAACUAGAGGCAGCAAACAUAGCAAGAGGUCACCUCAACUUCCAGAAAAGAAAAGUCACGAAACCGAAAAGAUCGAAAAGCACCAACCAGUAAAAUCUUGGAGUUCAGUUGCUGCUUCCAAAACAAAGAAGGUUGAAGAAUUCAAAGUUGAUAUAGAGAAAGAAGAAUUACAAGACGAGGCUGCGGUUCUGGAACGAAACAAGAAAACAGAAAUAUCCCUGCAAGAUAAGUUGAUAGAGCUCUGUAAACGAACAGAUAUUAUGGUAGCUGAAUGCGAUGCUCCAUCUGAACUAAAUUUCGUCGAAGAACAUCAUGCAGAUUCUCCUGAACUACCGCCCUUAGAACGUUUGGAUUUUGGCAUGGAUCAUUUUGAUCUUGAAGUGAUGCGAGAUAGUCUUCUAGAUGCUAACGAUCCGAAAAUGUCUAGCCCAAUUAGCAAAAUCAAUAUAGACGACAUUUUGUCUUCCAUCAAAGAAACCACGACCAAAGCAAUCGAGACGAGUUCCUUUAACCUAAUCGAUAUAGAGAGAGUUUCAACUAGAAAGGAGAAGGGUUUUAGCGUCAUUGAAAGUGAUAAAAUAACUUCACAAGAAGUUAAGCUGGAAGGGGACAAAGAUGAGUUGGAAAAAUCUUCCGACGAUGAUUUGGCUUCUCCAGUGCUAUCUACCGAUAGCGAUAAAGAGGAAAAGAAGACUUGUGAAACACCUAACGUUAAUAUACCUUCAACAAAACAAUCUAAGUCUAAGAAAGCGCGUAAAAAGAAAAAGUAAUACGAUACGUGUUCAUUACAUGAGCUUCAUUAUCGAUAUAGGCUAUGUUUAUUAGAGGAAUUUUCGCAGCUAUUACUGUUGUGAUUUAUAAUUAAGUAAAGCAAUUUUGACGUGAAUAAGCACAGAUAAAAUACAAAAAAAAAUCUACGUGAUUACUAAAUAUGUGGUUUACAUUUAUUGUACAUUAUGAAUUAGCCGUUUCAUGUAACCAAAUGAAUAAAAAAAAAAAAUAAUAAUAAUAAAAAUUGAAAAAAAAAAAACAGGAAAAAUUAAUAAAAAUCCUAUCGACUAGAUUUCUUGUCCAGAUGCGUUUAUUUAUAUUCUGUUAAGAAGAACAAUAAUGAUUUUUGUAAUAAUUUCGUCUUUUCAAGAAAUCGACUUAACUUCAGUUCAGUGUUCUUUUAGUACUUAUUUUAAUUAAUUUAUUUAGCUAAUUGUAGUCUUAGUGAAAUCUUAAUUUAAUGCGUUCGAUCGUGCAGUGCUCGCUAACACCAAGGCCAGUAAGAAAAUUUACCAUACCUCUGAAUCGGUGUUUGUAUCGAAUCUCUAUUAUAAUUCAAUAUCCACUUUCUUAUAUGUUCUCGAUACGUAUUUGUCUUUUAUUAUUUAUUAGUAUUUUUAUAAAUAUAUAAGGUUUUACUGAGGUUCUUAAAUACUGGUGGUGUAUAGGCAAAUUAUGGCAAAGCCUUAUAGGACCGAAAAAUAUUUACUUUGUGUUUUUAAUUUCCAUACCUUACAUAGAGUAUAAUUAACUAUUAAAAAUCGUAAAAACACAAAGCUGGUACAGUUAGUUGAAAUUUAAAUUUGAUUUCGAAUUCAUCAUUACGUGUAAGAAAACCGUUUAUGUCUCAACAUAAUAAUUCUAAUAGCGUCAAAACUGAUAACUGUUUAUGUACAUUGUUUUAUACAUGUCUAAUAGCCGCAGAUAUAAUCCGAAUGCAAUUAUUACUGAGAAACUGUUGCGCUCGCUGACGCCAUUAUAGCUGUUUACACCUUAUUAUAGAUAGUAAAAUUCAACAAUUAAAAAUACUUAACAACGGAGAUUAACGUAAGCAACGAAAUAAGGCGGUCUUAUUGAUAAAUAAAAACCUCUUUCAAGCGACGUCAUUUGAAUAGAUGUUCCAGUGUUGUAACACUUAAUAAAAUAUUAAAAUGCAAAAAUACAGAUAAGCAAUUGAGCAAAGGAAGUGAAUUAAAGACUUUCAAUUAACUUACAAGAAAAGGGCACGGUGUAGAAAAUGGACUUUGAGAUGAGACUUUGUGUAGAUAUAGUGCUUCAUUAGAGUGUUUACACUGUUUAAAGACGUAUUGAUCUACAACACACGGCCAUGUCCACGAUACAGCCACCCAAUUUUAAUUUUUAUCAUUUUCUUUCUCGUGUCCCUUCUCCUUGUUAAACCAUGGCAAGUGUAUAAGCCAGCUCUAGAUUUUAAUUUACAUUUUGCUUAGGAAAAUUUGAGCUUCAUAGAAGUCCAUAUAGUAACAAGUUUUCGGAGGCACAAUAAAUCCAACGUACAGGCAAUUUUUUUAUUAUCUACUCAGUAUUAUUUUGGAAUAUUGGGUUGAAAGUUCCAAACGACUAAGUCGGUUGUUAGGUAUUUAAUACCGUAUUAAUUUGCUGUCUAGAUGUACAAAUUUUAUUUUUGUGUAGUAGUACGCAACGAGUAUUAUUUAUUUGUGUUUUUAAACAUAUAUUUAAGGCUUAAUACUAUGUUGAAUCAUGACAAAUAUUUAUUUUUCUAUGUAAUUUUGUUGACAAUACAUAUGUACCUUGUUUAA